GUUCCACCAUCAUAACACAAUCAUUCAAGAUCAUCAUCCUUAAAUCUCAUCAAGAUUGUGUGUUUUUAAGAUAUGGAAGAAGCUGGAGAUCUUUUGGAAGCUAGUUGGUUCUUUGAGAACUUGCUUCACACAAAAUCAAGAACCAUGUCUAGAUGCUAUUCUGAUCUCUCUUCUAGUUCUUGUCCUCCUCCUCUUCAUUCUCAUCCUCCAUUGUGUUCGACCGAAGAACACGUCGAGAUUGAGGAGAAAGGCUCUAGUUUUUCUUCAAGAAAGCAACCACCCGUUGCUUAUCCUGGUUUAACCAAGACACCAUCGUUGCCAAAUUCUACUGAAACACAAUCUUUUCUAACAAAAAAGCCGAACCCAAGUCCUAAUUUGAUGCGGGGAUCUUCCAUUUCAACUUCCUUAGUUGGAAGUGAUCCAGAAGUUAUUAAUGUCAAGAAAGAGGGAAAAAGCUCUAGCUUCUCUUCAAGAAAGCAACCACCCGUUGCUCGUCCCAGUUUAACCAGGACACCAUCGUUGCCAAAUUCUAUAGAAUCACAAUCUUUUCGGAUGAAAAAGCCGAACCCGAGUCCUGAUUUGAUGCGGGCAUCGUCCGUGCCAACUUCUGUAGUUGGAAGUGAUCAAGAAGAUCAUAUCAAUGUCAAGAAAGAGCGAAAAAGCUCAAGCUUUUCUUCAAGAAAGCAACCGCCCAUUGCCCCUCCAAGUCUAACUAGGGUACCAUCUUUACCAACUUCAAUAGAAACUCAAUCUUUUCUAACGAAAAAGCCAAUCCCGAGUCCUUAUUUGACCUGGACAUCAUCCAUGGCGACUUCGGUAGUUAUAAGUGAUCAAGAAGAUGAAGAAGAAGAAGAUCAAGAAAGUGAGUUUACUUUGGGGAGAUUGAUAAGGCAAGCAUCCAUGAACUCUUCACACACAUUGAAUCAACCUCGACAAACGCCUAAGACAUUUACAGAAAACAUGCAAAAGAAACCCGGAUUACAUCAAGAAAAGAUCGGUGAUAUGGGAUCGAUGGAGAAAAACCAAAGCAAAAGCAGAAAGGAUAGUGGAAGGAACUAUGGCGGCGGCGGCCGCGGUGGUGUUGGUGGUUCUGUAAUUCCAGGAGGAUGGGUUGAUAAGAGUUCAUCAGAAGACAUGAAGGCACACAUCAAGUUUUGGGCUAGAGCUGUGGCUUCUAAUGUGCGCCAGGAGUGUUCAUGAUAGCAAAUCCAUUCGAAUUAAUAAUAAAAUACACAUCUGGAUCAUGACAGAAAUAAGGUGAUCAAAGCUUUCUUCAGAUUCAUUGUAUGUCUAAUUCUUGCAAGAUUGGCUCUACAUCUAUCUUGUCCCUUUAGAGACUUGUAAAUGUUUGACUGAAUUACAUAAAGGGUCCCUGAACUAUUGUAUGAUUUUCAUUUUGGCCCCUUCGGUUUUCAUGGCAGGCCAUGAAAUCAAGAAACCGAAAUGCGGUGUUAACAAGGUGUGUUGUAUUUAGAGACGAAAGUAUUCGGUUAUUAAGGAAAGAUUAAA
Molecule: messenger RNA, 1509 nt
Organism: Cynara cardunculus var. scolymus (artichoke)
Lineage: Eukaryota; Viridiplantae; Streptophyta; Magnoliopsida; Asterales; Asteraceae
Product: transcription initiation factor TFIID subunit 12-like
Exons: 2
Coding region: 73-1200 (375 amino acids)
Source: RefSeq, a predicted model, not a curated record